Suncus etruscus (white-toothed pygmy shrew) is the source of this 1488-nucleotide messenger RNA. RefSeq names its product sphingomyelin phosphodiesterase acid like 3B (gene SMPDL3B). The record is from RefSeq and is a predicted model, not a curated record. Bases 108 to 1475 code for a protein of 455 amino acids. Lineage: Eukaryota; Metazoa; Chordata; Mammalia; Eulipotyphla; Soricidae. Gene Ontology annotation, biological process: sphingomyelin catabolic process. Gene Ontology annotation, molecular function: sphingomyelin phosphodiesterase activity. The transcript is spliced from 8 exons.
CGCAUGCCUUUAGAGCCGGGAACAAGCGGGAACAAGACCGAACUCCACUUAGCUCCAUCUCACACACCAGAAGGAACAGCUUGUGGAGAAGUCCAGACUCCUGGGAAAUGAGCCUGAGGAUGAAUCUGCUCAAACUGCUGAUUUUUGUGGCACACGUGGGAGCUGCAGCGGCCGUACUAGGGAAAUUCUGGCACAUCUCUGACCUACACCUGGACCCUAACUACACACUGUCUGAAGAUCCCCUCCGGGUGUGCCCAUCGGCAGGCUCCCAGCCAGUGACUAGUGCGGGUCCUUGGGGAGACUACCUCUGCGAUGCCCCCUGGAUACUCCUCAACUCCUCCAUUCAUGCCAUGAAGGAGAUUGAGCCCCAACCAGACUUCAUCCUCUGGACUGGAGAUGAUACACCUCACGUGCCCAAUGAGCAGCUGGGAGAGGAGGCCGUGCUGACAAUCGUGGAGCGUCUGACCAACCUCAUCAGAGAAGUGUUUCCAGAUACUAAAGUCUAUGCUGCUCUGGGAAAUCAUGACUUUCACCCCAAAAACCAGUUUCCAGCAGAAAGCAACAAUAUCUACAACCGGGUAGCUGAACUGUGGAGACCCUGGCUUAAUAAUGAAUCCAUCGCUUUCUUUAAAAAAGGUGCCUUCUAUUCUGAGAAGUUGCCAGGAUCAGGAAAAAAUGGGAGAAUUGCAGUCCUCAACACCAAUCUUUACUACACCAGCAACAUGCAAACGGCAGACAUGACUGACCCUGGCCACCAGUUCCAGUGGUUGGAAGCUGUGCUGACCAAUGCAUCCCUAGCUGGGGAGAUGGUCUAUAUCAUCGGACACGUGCCCCCGGGGUUCUUUGAAAAGACUCGGAACAAAGCGUGGUUCCGGGAGAGUUUCAAUGAGAAGUACAUGAAGAUGAUCCGCAAGCACCACCGUGUCAUUGCUGGCCAGUUCUUCGGGCACCACCACACCGACAGCUUUCGGAUGUUCUACGAUAAUGCAGGUGCCCCGGUCAGUGUCAUGUUCCUCGUGCCUGGGGUCUCCCCAUGGAAAACCACAUUACCUGGCGUGGUCAACGGAGCCAACAAUCCCGGCAUCCGGGUGUUUGAAUAUGACCAAGCCACACUGAGCCUGAAGGACAUGGUGACCUACUACAUGAACCUGAGCCAGGCGAAUGCUCAAGGGGUGCCGCGCUGGGAACUGGAGUACCGGCUGACGGAGGCCUACGGGGUGCCCGACGCUGGGGCCCGCUCCAUGCAACAGGCGCUGCACCGCAUCACCAGCAACCGGGACAUUCUGCAGCGCUACUACGUCUACAACUCGGUCAGCUACGACGCCCGGGCCUGCGAGGAGGCCUGUGGCACCGAGCAUGUGUGUGCAAUGCGCGAGGUGGCCUUCGGCGGGUACGAGGCCUGUCUGCUCGGCUCCGGCUCCGCGCCCGCGCCCACACUCCUCCUGCUCCUGCUGGCCGCACUGCUCGCGGCCUGAGCGCCGUUGCCCU